UAUGACGUAUGGUUGACUGCUGUGUCUGUCAACCCACUUCGCUUGCCUGGAAGUGGGUGGUUGUUCCUGGAUUCGAGACAGUCAACUUUCUGUUUUAGGGAUAGGUAGGAAAAAAUUUUUUAAUCAUCUGGUGGGAAUUUAACCGGAAAGCUGUUUCGAACAACUUAACUCGAGGCUUGGUUUAUACAGUGCUGCACAGAAAAUGUUUCUAUCAUUUAGUUCUCAGAGUAGCUGAUGUUCAUUUGAUUCCAAAUUUAAUGAAGUAGAAACCUUUUAAUGUGACAACAUGAGUGCAGUAGAAGAUGCAGUUUCUAACGAUUCAGUAUUUACUCAGCAAAAUGGUGAUGUCUACAACAAACACAAAGCCACUACUGAGAAGAUCAAGUCAGUGCAUGAGAACCCCUUUUACAAACAACUUGGAAUUAAGCACAGCGUUCCACCACAUAGACCUAGUUACAGGUCAGAUUCUUCCGACAUUUAUAGGCAAGACAAGCAAGUUUCUAAUGGUCACCUAGUAAAAGAGGAUGAUGAAGAUGAUAAAGUUGAGUAUCGACCAGGCUCCGGGUUUGUUACCAGACUAUUGGGUAAAUUUACCUCCCUUACAGCCAAGGAGGAAUCAGCCAGCAGUGCUUCACACACAUACUUAAAAAGGUUUUCAAGUUUAGAUGAACUAUCUGCUGAUGAUGUUUCUAAACAUAAAUCUGUUACUUUCAAAGAACCGACUUAUGUAGAGAAACCCUCCUCAUUGAGCACUUCAAAGCUUUCCCGUGCUCACAAAUCAGGUAGUGUAGACUGUUUAAAUCAUGCACACCGCCGGUCCAAUCAACUACAAAGCAAUGUUGAUUCCAAGUGGAAUAGCAAUAAGCCAUCAGGCACAAGUAAGUUCUCAAGAGAUUCACAUAUAGAAGCACCAGAUGUUGACUUAGCUCGAGAUGAUAUUAUAAUUAUAGAAAGAACACCCCCUGUUCCUACAUUAAAAGACUCCAGCAAUGACUCCACCGAUGGCUUACAGUCCCAGUCAAGCCAUCACGAAGAUCACGCAGAUGAAUUUCCAAAACCAAACACUGUUUCGCAUGUUCGGAAUAUAUUUGAAAAUGCAUCAACGAAUGCUGCAAAUGAUUUGUAUGCAAGGAGACGUAGACCAGACUCUUCAUCCUCGGCUGUUGCAUUGAGUCUACAAACAGAUGCCAGCAUUGCUGUUUCAUCAAAUCAAGACAAUGCUCAUGGUAGAUUUGGGGUUUCAAGCCCCUCCCCAGUAACUUCUCCCCGAAUAUGUAGUCCAGAUUUACACGCUAAACCAGUCUUGCUUCCCAGUAGCUCUGUGGUCUCUAAACCCUUUGAACACCCCAGGCGGCCAUCUGAUUCCUCGACCCAUUUGCCAUACAGCAGUAAAACUGAGGAUCAAAAGCUCACUGCCACCGUUGCCUCCAAUGUUCAGAGUUCCAGUAUCCGUGCAUCCGUCAAAGAUGCAGCCCCUAGUUCCAAUGACACAUCGACUAAUGUCAUAGACUCUACAGUAGAGUCAGUGCCAGAUUCUAAAUCAACAACUGUAGAGCGAAAUAAUUAUUUCAGUACUGGUCGUCCUACGCCUACACCACGCAACACAGCCAGCAUUAAACCUACCAUAGUGAAUAGACCCAGCUCAGCUGUGAAGCCAGUCCCGCUGUCAGCACCAGCUUCAGCUGCCACCAGCUACAAGAAGUCCAGCCCCGUUGUCCCAGUGGCCCCAUUCAAAGACAAGCAAGAUGACGUCAAAGACGACGGUCAGCCAGUUUUAGUUUUCAACAAGUCAAAGCUGAGCCCGCGCAGAGAGAAGGUACAGAGAGUCAAAGAUUACUCCACAGAAAGUAGUGCCCCAAAUAAAACUGAUAGUGUAGAUAAAGAUGUGGCUUCAACAGAGGAAUCAAACAAUAAAAUUUCAUCUACCAGAAAAAGCUACUAUGAGAAAACUGCAGAUGGGCAAAAUUCAGACCAAAGCACAAUAAUUCACAUAAAACAACACACAACUAUUGAAAUCAAGAAAACAGUCAAGCCUGCACCUGCAAGGGAACCGUCUACAAAGUCUUCAGCUCCAACCAAAUCAACCUAUGCACCUAAACCCCGGGAGUCCACAAAACAGACAGUAGCGCCCUUACCCCCUAACAACAUAAAAAACAAUGAACAAGAUAGUUCUGUGCCGGAGACCCCUAGACCCGCACCUGUGGUGAAAGAACCAGUCAACAGUGUGUCACAGGAGACGACACUGAGUAAAAUCAUACAGAAAUCUUCCAUGUCUGAUGAGAAACCCACCCCUCUUGACACUGCUACAGCAUCAGAAACCCAACCAAUCAAAGGCAUUCCCAGUAUAAUAGCUCAGAGGUUACGACUCCAGAAUUCAGACCCAAGUCAAGUCGCAGACGAUGUUGUCAGUUCCACUGACAUGGUUGAUGGCAGUAGGAAAGCAAAACACGACGAGACACCUGUCACUGACGACUCACCAUCACCGAGAAAACGCCUCACCCCCACCACCACCACACCCGUCCAGUCCACUUCCUCUUCUAGUAAAGACAACAUCAGCUCUGAAAUUGAAAAUGAAAUUGCUGCCGUGCGGAAAAAAAUGGAGGGCAACCGCUCAAAAUCUACAUCAGUAUCUCAGAUCUUCGACAGCAGUCAGUUGUCGAAGAAGAGGAAGGAGAACCAGAAGCAGAGGGUGUCAGCACAAGGGUUAGUUCCUCCUUUGGAUUUAUCUGGAAUAACAGACGACCAGUCUGAUUUUUACCAGCCUGCACAGCGAGAGAUAAAGCCGUGUAACAUUAAGUUUAUUGGGGAGAAUGCCAAAACAUCCAGGUCUCUCUUGACCAGAAAUCGUAAGAUAAAGGUCAGCAUUCACUUCAAUGAUUCCAAAACUGAAACAUUUGAAUAUCCAUCAGAGGAAUAUGCAUUAGAAAAAUAUUUAGAGGAACACCCGAAUGAGACAGCAGAAAUCCUCAUCUUUGACACGGGCUCAGGGGACAAUGGGGAGUCUAGCGAUGAUGUGGGUGAUGACAUAAUGCAGACACCAAGGACUGGUGAGGACGAGGUGCUGAGGUCCAACACUGCCCUCUCACAUACAGGCAAUCUCCAGUCCUACAGAGGCCGGUAUCAGGAAGACUAUCAGUUUGGUGCAGCCAUUAAAGAUCCAGAGCCCAUCAUCAAGCCACUGGAGGUUGUGGAAGACCCUGACUCUCUCAUGCUUCGUCCAGCAGAGGACGACACCAACACAUGGUCAACAAACAGCUCCUCAGAUCUACUGUUUUAGUUGAAGACCACGAAUUCCUUGACCUACCUGUACAGACACCUCCUUGACCAGGCCAAGCUAUUGUACCAAUUUACUGGUAUCACUUUUGGUAGCAUGGCAUAUACAAGGAGUUAAUUAUCCACCUUUAGCCACUGAGAAUGUCUGUAGAAAGCUGCUAUCGUGAUCAUCUCAUCAAGACAUUGGUGUAACUUGGUCUGUUUUCACAUAGUUUGUGCUCGCAAUUAUUUAUUCUCAUUAGCUCUAGAUUGAAAUUCAAGUUGGCUAACUUUCGACUUAACAGGAGAAACCUGGCCACAACAGUGUGCUUCAGCUGUUUCUUUGUGUAUAAUGUUCAGUGUGUGUACAUCUACAUAUGGAGCCCAGUGUGUUAAAUAGUACAACUGAAAAUACCGGUAAGAACUGUUGUCAACAAUAUAGCAGCAUUAAAAGGGAGGAAAUUUGAAAACUUGCCUUAACAGACAGGAUUACGAAUACAGUCACACCAGAUAGAGUCACGCCAUCUGGAAAUACGGCAACUGCUGAUCACAACUUUUUUGUGUACAUAGCUUUUUUAUUUUCUCUGUUGUCUCUCAUCUGUUUGGUAGUGUGAUAACAUUGUCUCUUUUAAAAUACUUUAUUUUAUUUAUAGUAUGGUGCAAUUACCAUGGGGGUGGAUGGCUAGCAAGGUUUACUCAAAAGAUCUCUCCAUAUUCACACCACUGAUUGUUCCAUAAAAUUUCAUUAAACGAUUACUUCAAACUUUUAUGACUGUUUUAUAGUGUUAAUGUAUUCCAAUUAAAGAUUACUUAAAACUGUUUUCAAAAGCUUCUCAAGGUUAAGAAAUAGGAUUUCUGUAUGUUUUACUUUAUUCUCAUUAAACUUAUUAUAAUGUGACCAAUUAAUAGUUUAGACUAAUCGUUAAUGACAUCAAUCUGUUUAAUAUUAACUCUGGAUUAUCAACAGGAGGCUAUUUAAGUCAUAUUAUAGCCUGUGAUGUUUUUAAUAAACUAUUAUUACUACAAGCUAAGCAGACCAAAUCUUUCACUUGUAUACAGUAAUUUUAACAAAAGAUACAUUCUAUUUUUGUAAGAACCAAUUUGUACAUUUUAUGUUUUUUGACUCUCACAAAAAAAUCUAUUGUACAAUUUUCUUUGUUAAAGUUGUUUAAAAUAGUACUUGUAUGGAUCUAUUAUGAUUGUUGUUGUAUUGAUGAAGUACGCAGUUAGGCUGCUGGCAGCUCUCAUUGUUGUAAUAUAACAGCCCUGUGUGACACUCACAAACUGUGUGACUCACACUAGUUGACACACUGUGUGCACAUUUUUUAGUGGCCAAGAAACUGAUGCACACAGCUUGUGACUGGCUUGUCACUUUUAAAGAACAAAUUAUUUUUCUGUAUGAACAAAGUUUGUGUUUGAUAAUUUUUUUUUUUUUACACUGGUGGGUGCGCAGGAGCUGUGUUGUUAAUAGAAGCUUCUCUUUUUAUUUUGUAACCGGUCAGAAGUCAUUUUAAAACUGAUCACUGUAUUCUUGAUUAAUACCAGCGGUGGGAAAGUUUGUUAAAAAUGUGUUUUCAAUUAUAAAACGUUGAAAGGUGGUGCAUGGUUAGAAAACACAGGGUAAUGGCAAACACAUUGGUGCUGGGUGAUUGUAAGGUAGUAGAUACAGGGUUGCAUGCUAGCACAUACAGGGGUUUAAAGAUAUGCAACCAUGUUAUAGCUUGACUUUAAUGUCAGUGUGGUCAAACGUUUUCUUGUAUUGGUUAGUGAAGUUUUCAUUUCUAUUCUCAUAACUGCUAUCAUAAAUCAGGUCUCUAAAAGUUUGUAGAUCAUCUCAACUAUUUCAUUUUUGUUUUUAAUGUGGUAAAAAUUAAACCUUCUAUAGUUAACUGUAGUUUUUAUUUUUAAUGUUUAGCUACAGUAAAACCUUAUUCAAAUAACUUUCGUUAUGCAUUAAUAAUAAUUCUUAUGACAGACAGGCAUUUUCUGCCAUAACUGUCAAACGUCUAAACAUCCUAAAGUACUUGUAAGUAACUUUGUUAUUUAGCAAACAUUAAAGAUGAAGUAAAUGUAUGAGUGUUUUUACAUAUACAUGACUUGUUUUAAUUCAUGAAGUUCUUUAGUACUUACCUAAUGGUAUUUAUUUAUUAAUAAAUGCACAUUUGUCAUUUUUCUAUGUUAAUAAACUUUCUGAGUCAGUAUAACAUAAUUGAUUUUAGGUAUUUUGAGGUUAUUCCUUUGUUCAAGUUUCAGCUAGAUUUUUAUGCAACUUAUGCCUUCAAAGUAAAUGAAUGUAAACUUUACAAUCAUGUUAAUGGGAUGCAGAAAAUUUGCAGCAUACUAAAAAUGUUUACAUACAUUCCUGUUUUAUAAUAUUUUACAUCAUUCAGCAUUCAUUCAUCUCUCUGGCACAUAUUGUCUUAGGAUCAUAGACAUUCCAGCACCCAGGCAGAUUCAGGGAUCAACUGUGUGUAUCCACUGUAAACUACACUCGUUAUAUCCUCAAUAUCCUCUCAUACUGAACUUUCUUGUUCUUUUUUUUUAAUCACUUAAUCAUUAGGGGAAUUGUUGAUGAUAUAAAAUUAGAUUACAAAAAGUCAUUACAUGUUAUGACUAAAUAUACGCAUUCUGUUAAAAAAUAGUUAUACAUGUAUAAAUAUAUUGUUCAUUUUUUCAGAAUUUGCAAAUAGAAUAAUGAUCGCUUUUGUGCCAUAAAUUGUAAUUUUGAGUAUUUUGUUUUGUAAACAUUCGUUAGUUGUUUUUUUUAUUAGAGACAUAGUAUGAUUGGUCACUUUACAAUUGAUAAUUCAUUCCUUUAAAAGUACCAAAAAUAUUUUUUCUGUUGUGAAUACAAUACAAAAUGAUUUACAACCAAGCCAAAAUGAAUUGAAUUAAAACAAAUCCUACUUUAGCAAUGCAUUCCAAUGAUAUUUUUUUUUUUUACAUUUUUGAAUGUAAGCUUGUCAGUGCCUAAAAAGAACUUUAUCUUAUCAUGUGUAGUGGGUUUUUUAAAGUUAAAAAUGUCAAUUCAUCAAUAUGUGCAUUUUAAAAAAUUGAGAGAGAUUAAUUAAAGAUGAGUUGACACCUCUCAUAAGGCCUAACCUAUUACAAAUUCACAACUAACCAGUACACAUUUUUUAAUAGUAUGCAAAAAUCAUCAUUCUUAUUUACUCUAAUAUUGUCCCACAUAGCCUAGAUUACAUUAUAAAACAUAUUACUGCACUUUGUUUUUUUCUAAAUAUUUAUUAUAACUUGUAUAUUACAUCAAAGUCAUGUAUUUACUCCUUCUCUGAACUGAUAAAAAUCAUUAGCAAGCAGUUAAAGGAAUGGUAUACAUAAGUACUCAUCUUUUUUUUGUCGUAUCUUUUAUUAGUAAUAAGCCUAAAUUACAUUCUUGAUUAUAAUAUUUUUCAGAGUUAAUUAGUUUGUUUCCAAAAGUUCUCUGAGGAAUCUGUAUAUUGAAUUUAAAAAUGUUUGACGUAGAUUUUAGUUGAAUUUUUGGGGCAAGUGUGGGUUAGUGAUGGCAAUGUAAAUUUCACAAUAGCUUGAGUCCAUUGCUAACAUGCUUGUAUAGAUUUACCUGCGACUUUUGUUAUUUACUUUCUGUGAUUUAUCAAGUGUAGUUGAUAGUCUCAUUCUAUAUUUAUUGCUGUGUUCAUAUCUAACUUUAUUUUCUCUCUUUUUUUUUUUAGAAUGUAAAAUUUUUUACAAUUGGUUAUACUUACUUCAAGUGCAUGUUUAAUUAUUUUUUUUGUAUGAAAACACAUUCACUGUUUUUAAAAAAAAUAAGUUAUGAAUCUUUCUAAUUCGAUGUCACUAGUGUUACUUUUUUUUUUCAAUAACCUAUUCAACAACUUGAGUUGUUGAAAUAGACUAAAGUUGUACUGUCGAGACCAUGACAUUGCAUGAAGUUAAAAAAAAACAACAGGGAAUUAAAAGAUCACAAAAAAAUAUAACUGCACCUCAUGUUCUCAGAUCUUUGUGUCAUAAUAAACUUUGGAUUCAUA
Molecule: messenger RNA, 7259 nt
Organism: Physella acuta
Lineage: Eukaryota; Metazoa; Mollusca; Gastropoda; Physidae
Product: mucin-2
Source: RefSeq, a predicted model, not a curated record